UUCCAUUUCAGCCGACCAGUUAGAUAGAUGUCAGCGCUCCAGAAAGGAUCUCUGGCUGCAGGAACCUGAACAAACUUGGACAAAAAAGACACCACUGUCUUCAAAGUUCUGGUUCAACACUGAAGGAUGGAAGUGAUGAACUUCAACUGGACAUCAGAGGAAAACAGCUUUGAUAACAGCUUCAACAUCAGCCAGAGCAUGAACACCACUCAUAGAAACCAUAGUGAUAACAGUGGCUCUGAUAUAGUUGAACAAAUCGACACAUGGCUGGACCGGAUCAGCAUUGGCAUUGGACUUCCUUUGACUCUAAUAGUGAUAGUUGCAGUUUUUCUACAGGUGAAAAAGGAUCAGGGUGUCCCAGUCUACGUCAUCAACCUUCUCUUUUCUGAUCUCAUUCAGUUCUGCGGAAGAAUUGCAUUUAAUUUAGAUUGGUAUGAUAUCGGCCGUGGUUUCACAUAUUUUGGUUUGACGGCCAGUGUUGGAUUCAUGGUCUGUAUCUCCUUGGAAAGGUAUUUGGUCAUCGCCAAGCCACUGUGGUACAGAUUCAGGAGAAACAUCAAGACAUCUCUGAUGGUCUGCAUUGUGGUCUGGACUCUUUGCUUUCCAGUUCUGCUAUCUUUUAAUUUGGCUAUUGAUCGUAUUACUGUUAAUACAAUUACUUUCAUUGUCAUACCAUGUUUUCUCCUUCUGCCCUUUCCCUUCUUCGUCUUCUUCUUGGUUGGGACUAUUAAAGCUCUGUCUGGAGCCCUCAGUGUCCCAGAAGAAGAAAAAAGACGAAUUGUAGCCAUUCAGGUUGUGGUGCUGCUAAUUUACACUCUCCUUUUCCUGCCCAUCAUUAUUGAGCUCCUGUCAAAGAAAAUCGAAUUAAUUCCGUAUCUUCUGUUCAUAUUUUGUCUUUUUCUCAGUCCCCUUGCAGACACAACUCUGUAUUUGUUAACUCGGAAAAGCAUCCUGGAUACAUUUUUGGCCUUACUCUGUUCUUGUAAAGUAUCACACAAUCAGGAGAUGAGCAGCAAGGAUACUGAAAGACCAACUGCUCCAAAUACCAAGACUGUUUAGGGUUUAAUAUCUGGAGCCUCCACAACAAUCUACUGUUUAUGCUUUUUGGGUUGAUUAGCCAAUGUUAUAGCCAAUA
Molecule: messenger RNA, 1135 nt
Organism: Fundulus heteroclitus (mummichog)
Lineage: Eukaryota; Metazoa; Chordata; Actinopteri; Cyprinodontiformes; Fundulidae
Product: G-protein coupled receptor 4-like
Exons: 4
Coding region: 127-1059 (310 amino acids)
Biological process (GO): phospholipase C-activating G protein-coupled receptor signaling pathway; positive regulation of Rho protein signal transduction
Cellular component (GO): membrane
Molecular function (GO): G protein-coupled receptor activity
Source: RefSeq, a predicted model, not a curated record